AUCCAAGGAAACAUAGUGUUUUUUGCCCCCCACCAUCUCUAACACAAGCUCUGGAUUUCACAGUCUGCCCUGUUUCCUUUCCACAUAAAGUGGGUCACUCCAAAUUAAAAUAUCACUCUUACAUAAUGUAAAUGUUACCCACAAUUGAAACUGAUCAUUAUAUUAAAGCUAUCUUCUCAGCAAUCCCUCAAUCAUUUUAAACUCACGAGGUAAAAGAACCUAUCUUUGCUGUCUCACAAGCUCCAGAACAUGUCCAUGUCCAUCACAACUACUGGAGAUACACUGCUGAGGAAAUCAUUCCAUCGAAGGAAUGAUUCCGCUGAGCUCGACGUAUUUGAGGCUGCACGCUAUUUUGCAGGCUACAACGAAUCUGUACAGCCGUGGAGAGGAGGGAGAGUCAGCUUUGGCAUGCCUGACAUCAUCCCCCAGCAAACUCAUGUAGAGGAAAAGCAUAGCAUGAAAGAAAAGAAAUACAAGCAACCCAGCUCUCCCGGUGGUAGACUUGCCAGUUUUCUGAAUUCUCUUUUCAAUCAAGCAAGUUCUAGAAAGAAGAAAUCCAAAUCCAUUAAAGAGGAAGAGGAGAGCCCUGGCGGGAGGAGGAGAAGGAGGAGUAGCAUCAGCCAUUUUCGUAUUUCAAGCACAACGUCAGCGGGGACCAAGUCCCUGUAUUCUUCUUCAAGUUCAGGUUUUAGGACACCUCCUCCUUAUGCCCAAAGGCCCACAAAAUGCUACAAGGAUUUGAGAAGCUAUUCAGAUCACAAGCAAGCAAAACCUACAAAUUUUCAAAAUGAGAAACUCAAGUUGAAUGAAGGGUACAAGGGGAAACACAAGAGUGUCGGGAUUUGGGUGGAUCAAUAUCCAUCAGAAGUGGGAGAAAAUCUCAAGUUCAAAAAGUUUGAUGAUGAUGAUGAUGAUGAUGAUGAUGAUGAUGAUGCAGAUACUGAUUCGAGCUCUGAUCUGUUCGAGCUGCAAAACUAUGACUUGGGUAUCUACUCAAGUGGUGGUUUGCCAGUGUAUGAGACUACGCGCAUCGACGAUAUAAGGAGAGGAGCACCAAUCUCCAGGGCUCCUCUAUGACAGUAUUGUUGUUCCUGUUUGUUCGGUCUAAUUACUGUGAUCCGAAAAGAGAAUUUCCUUAUGGCUCUUCACCCUACGUAUGUGCAGUUUGGAUUAAUACGGUUAAGUUUGCAAUUUU
Messenger RNA from Rubroshorea leprosula, 1195 nucleotides. Lineage: Eukaryota; Viridiplantae; Streptophyta; Magnoliopsida; Malvales; Dipterocarpaceae. The record is from the annotation of a GenBank genome assembly.